GGGGUGGCGGCGGGCGGGCCCCGAGGCCUGGGGCGUUAGGACGGGAACGGGCCGCGAGCUCGGCUGACGCUGCUGCAUCACGGGAGGCGCAUGGCGGGCAUGGCGCUGGCGCGGGCCUGGAAGCAGAUGUCCUGGUUCUACUACCAGUACCUGCUGGUCACGGCUCUCUACAUGCUGGAGCCCUGGGAGCGGACCGUGUUCAAUUCGAUGCUGGUUUCGGUCGUGGGGAUGGCCCUGUACACUGGCUAUGUCUUCAUGCCCCAGCACAUCAUGGCAAUACUGCACUACUUUGAAAUUGUACAGUGAUGAAGAUGUGACCAGGACCCAGAGGUUCCUGGGAGAAGAUCCACUGUGUGAAGUUGGAAUGAGACCUCAUCAGAUGUCAUAAGAAACUCUACUGGAUGUCAACAUAACCAACCUUAUAAAUACAAAGACUGAAAUUCAUGAGUAGAACAGGAAAUCAUCCUGACUCAUGUGUUGUGUUUUCUUUUUAAUUUUAAAAGAAGCUCUUAUAUUGUAGUUUUGUCUAUUUUAACAUUGUAGUCAUUUGUACUUUGAUAUCAGUAUUUUCUUAACCUUUGUGACUGUUUCAAUAUUAUCCUGUAAAAGCUUUUCUUAAUGUAACUUUGAGUACAUCUUAAUUGCCUUCUAUUUUUAAAACCCAAGGUCAUUAGUUGGGCUUUACUGUUCUUGCUAUUGUAUGGCAUAUACAUCUGCCUGAUAUAUUUCUAUUCUUGACCAAAGUUUUGUAAGAUCAAUACACGAUUUGGGGAUGGGGGGGAGGAUAUUUUGAGAACUACUUAAAAAAGACUUAUAUGUAAGCUUGAGCUCAGGAGUACAGUUUUAGCUCUCUAGACUCUUAGAGCUUUUGCUCUGAAACUAUUCAAGUGUUUCUUAGUAACGAAAAAGCAAAGAUCUUGCUAAAAUUAAUACAAGGAACAUUUCAGCUUUUAAAUAUUUAAUUCUUAUGUGGACUUAUUUCUAGCCAACUUUGGUGAUGAUUCUUGUGACCGUGGGUGGUUAGCAGGAUUAUGUAAUGCUUAGAUGUACUGUAGAGCUUUUAAUAGAAGGCAUAUCAGUUCUUCUGAGGCACUGUUAACAGUGUAUGUACUUAAAAUGGAGCUUCAUGAUUGUAACAGGUGCUGUGAAAUGCAUAUACACAUUGUGGUAAGAUGCGAUGAGAUGAAUUGUUCAAAACCAUAGCAAAAGGAAAUGUACACUUGGUUAAAAUCCUUUCCCUCUUUGUAUUUUUUUUAAAAAAAUUUUUAUUCCUUAGAUGUAAAAUGACUACCAAUUUUUUUUUUUGAUGUAAACUCAUUAAAUUCAAAGAGAAA
Nannospalax galili (Upper Galilee mountains blind mole rat) is the source of this 1334-nucleotide messenger RNA. RefSeq names its product serine palmitoyltransferase small subunit A (gene Sptssa). The record is from RefSeq and is a predicted model, not a curated record. Gene Ontology annotation, biological process: ceramide biosynthetic process. NCBI's taxonomy places the organism in Eukaryota, Metazoa, Chordata, Mammalia, Rodentia, Spalacidae. Gene Ontology annotation, molecular function: serine C-palmitoyltransferase activity. Bases 91 to 306 code for a protein of 71 amino acids. Gene Ontology annotation, cellular component: serine palmitoyltransferase complex. The transcript is spliced from 2 exons.